Molecule: messenger RNA, 723 nt
Organism: Adineta steineri
Lineage: Eukaryota; Metazoa; Rotifera; Eurotatoria; Adinetida; Adinetidae
Source: the annotation of a GenBank genome assembly
AUGGGCAUUUUUCGUUUUGGAAAUGCUGAAUAUUCAACACAUUUUUUUGUUGGAACAAUUUUUAUGUUUUUAAGUACAUUAUGUUGUAUAUCAGCAUUUGCAUCACCUUAUUGGACAAAACGUUAUCUCGAUACACCAAAAGAUUUUCAAAAUAUUGGUUUAUGGGAAUUAUGUUUAUAUAAAUAUCGUCAUUAUAAAGAUGAUUUACAAAUUCCAUAUACUGGUUGUUUUUGGUUUUGGACAAAUGAAAUGUAUCGUUUUCGUGAUUGGAUUAUUCCACCUUGGUUUAAAUGGGUACAAGCAUUUGCAACGCUAGGAUUUAUCUUUACUAUAGCAACGAUUUCAAGUUUAGCUGUGGCAGUUUUUUCAGCAUUUCGUUGGCAAUGGCGAUAUCAAUUAAUCUGGUCUAUUCUAUCAUUUGUUAUUUUCGCAUGUGAAUUAAUUUCUUUGUGUAUCUAUGGUGUUUAUAGUCAAGAUCGUCUUUGGAUGCCACGACCUGAAUUUAAUUAUUUGUCAUAUAGUUAUUGGAUUGAAGCUGCUGCGCUUAUUUUUGCUUUGGGUGCUUGUACAUUAUUCGCUGCUGACAUUCAAUUUUUACGUGAACCAUAUGAUGAUUAUAUUGAUGACAAACAUUAUCAUGAUGCACUUCCUUAUUCACCAUCAAAUGGUUCUCAUCUUCAAUUAACUCAAGGACGUAAUCGUUUUUCGCAAUACGAAGUAUAA